Messenger RNA from Antechinus flavipes (yellow-footed antechinus), 930 nucleotides. RefSeq names its product olfactory receptor 10A7-like. Gene Ontology annotation, cellular component: membrane. The record is from RefSeq and is a predicted model, not a curated record. Bases 1 to 930 code for a protein of 309 amino acids. NCBI's taxonomy places the organism in Eukaryota, Metazoa, Chordata, Mammalia, Dasyuromorphia, Dasyuridae. Gene Ontology annotation, molecular function: olfactory receptor activity; G protein-coupled receptor activity. Gene Ontology annotation, biological process: G protein-coupled receptor signaling pathway. The transcript has a single exon.
AUGGCCCAUGCUGAGAAAGGAAAUCACACUUCCAUCUCCAAAUUCAUCUUGUUAGGAUUUGAAAAUCUCCAUAGCUUACGUUUCCUGCUCUUUGGAAUAAUUUUGGCUGUCUACCUAGUGACCAUGAUGGGAAACGUCCUCAUCAUCACUGUGGUAUUUUCCAGUCGUCAACUGCAGACCCCCAUGUACUAUUUCCUCAGCAACUUCUCCUUCCUAGAGAUCUGCUACACAGCCUCAGUGGUCCCUAAAAUGCUCAAGACUGUGUUGUCAGGCCAUGAAACCAUCUCCUUCGCUGGGUGUGUGACCCAGUUUUAUUUCUUUGGCUCCAUGGCUGCGACAGAGUGUUUCCUUUUGGCUUCCAUGUCCUAUGAUCGCUAUCUGGCCAUCUGCAACCCACUCCGAUACCCAACUCUGAUGACCUUCCAUGUUUGCAUCCAACUGGCUUUUGGUUCUUGGAUAAUGGGUUUCAUGGCUCCCAUUAUCUCAGUGUCUUUAACUUUCAGGCUUCCAUUCUGUACAGCCAAUGAGAUUAAUCACUUCUUCUGUGACCUCAACCCUAUCAUCAAACUGGCUUGCACUGAUACCCACAUGGUUGAAAUGACUAUCUUCAUUACCAUGUACCUUGUGGUGGUGGGACCUUUUACAUGGACAGUAAUAUCAUACUCCCAGAUUGUUCGCACCAUCCUGAAGAUCUCCUCCAUGACAGGGAGGAAGAAAGCCUUCUCCACCUGCUCAUCCCACCUCACAGUGGUUACUCUGUAUUAUGGAACACUGGGUGUUGUGUAUGGGAGUCCUUCAUCCAACCUGUCAGCAGAUAUGAAUAAACUUUUCUCAAUGUUAUAUACAGUGUUCACCCCGAUGCUCAACCCCAUUAUUUAUACACUGAGGAACAAGGAUGUGAAGGCAGCCUUGAGAAAACUGAUCCAGUGA